This is a messenger RNA of Mytilinidion resinicola, 537 nucleotides long. RefSeq lists its product as uncharacterized. The transcript has a single exon. Lineage: Eukaryota; Fungi; Ascomycota; Dothideomycetes; Mytilinidiales; Mytilinidiaceae. The coding region runs from base 121 to 414 and encodes 97 amino acids. The record is from RefSeq and is a predicted model, not a curated record.
UCUGGGAACGGGCGGGGAUGUCGUCGAGCGGGCGGGUAAGGGUGGAGAGCAAGGCUGAGGCCAGCUCACCGGUGAGAGUACAGGAAGAAGAGCCCACAGGAGUUUGAACACAUGUAGACAAUGAGCACAACUGAUUUAGUGAAUGCGACGGACGAGACUGAUGGAAAUGAGAGCCACGUAGAAACACCACCCUGGCGCGGUCGUGCUGGAGCCGCCGUGACUUCUGCCUCACCACAAACUCAGGAACCGCCGGACCUCGCGCGAUCGUCCCAGAACCCACGGGAGGAGAGACGUACCAAACCGCCGCAGUCGACGUGCAAACGGCGUCUUGGCUGCACGAGAAGCUCUACGACCUCGGGAGGAAGUCCAGAUGGACUGAGCGAGCAGGAGGGAGAGUGCGGCGCAGCGUUUUGAGGUUGUGACCUGGCCGCCAUAGUUCGAUUUCAGCCAGGUCACCCGAAGACCGGGGAACGCCUAGAUGCAUCGUUUGCCUUUGCGUAGCACGCAGGCUGCGUCUUCAUCCCAAGCUCAGCUUUG